Molecule: messenger RNA, 711 nt
Organism: Guyanagaster necrorhizus
Lineage: Eukaryota; Fungi; Basidiomycota; Agaricomycetes; Agaricales; Physalacriaceae
Exons: 7
Coding region: 1-711 (236 amino acids)
Source: RefSeq, a predicted model, not a curated record
AUGCUGAACUCGCGAUUUCCGGGAUCUCGCUCCUACCCACGCGUCGAGGCACUUCUGAAUCUCCAGAACUCCGAAAACAUCGGGAGGCUCGAAUUCUUCUCGCCUGGCACAUUCUCUUCGCUUGGCGUUGGAACGCGUUGUCGCAGGAUACAGGAAGAGCUGCAGGGGCAGGGCGCAUCAGCGGCGGCCAUGACACGCCCACAGGUUACUCGGGUUGCCGGGCCGGGAACGUCCGAACCUCCAGCCAAGGGUAAAUUCCCGCGUUCUGUCAAAGCGUGGCCUGAAUUUAUGUUCAACGCCGCCCACUCGAACAAUAUAUCGUUAAUCGCCGCGGCUUCCUCUAGUCGCAAGACCAGAUCCACAGGCAAACCAAUUCCACACACAGACCGAGGAAGCUCCACGAUUGAAAAAAUCGUGACACCAUCAACCAUACGAGACCUUAAUUUGUCUGUUGAACGCCACCCUCGGACCCGGACUUUGAAACGUCGUUCUUCAAAUUGCGAUAACGAUUUGCAUGUGCACAAUGUGCUCGCAUCGCUCUUCUCUCAUAGAAAGUUAACGACUUUCCCCCACGUUCGAGUCACACAUGCGUGUACUCGAACCAUUCUUCCCGCCUCCCACCGCUUCAACUCCCCCGGCAACGCCCUAAGCGGUGUACAUCUCCGAGCUUCGCUUUCUCCCGAGUUCCUGUUCCUUCUCCGGUCAACAUAA